UCCUCUUUUAAUAGUCUCUAUGGACAUAACAAACACUCUUGUUGUAGGGAUGAUUCUGAAAAGCAGUUACCUUGAUGGCAUUUUUUCACAUUAUUCAGUGGCAAACCCAAGACUGUCAAUGGCAAAGGAACAAGAAAGAGGGAAACCCCAUGUGACAUCCUGAUUAUUGCUUGAAUUUAUAUAAUCUGGUACUCCAUGGAAUGUUUGUAUAUGUAAACAGUAAAACACAGACAAACAUAUCACAUACCCAUGAGUCUUUUCUUUUGAGUUUGAUUAGACUCCUGGGAGUGAUGGAAAUAAAUAUGGAUAAAAUUCAUUGCAGCAUCUCCUUUUUCUUUCUGCCAGUACAGAGAAAAGUAAGAGAGGUCGCUUCUCAAACAGCUGUGGAGAGAAAAGGAUAUGAUACAUAGAUGAAAAGCAAAUUACAGUUGCUAUCCAGAAAGAAAACACAGAUCACAAUCAGGCACAAAAAAGAAAAAUGUAAACAUGCAUGAAAAUACCCAAGAUCUACCUGUAAACAGCUCGGUACUACAAAGCCGCACAAUGUUCAACCAGUCAUCUAGAGUGGUGGAAUUCCUUCUGCAUGGAUUCUCUGAUACACAGGAAUGGGAGACAUUUCAGUUCAUUACAUUCUUGAUCAUUUAUCUGAUUGCUGUCACUGAAAACCUCCUCAUCGUCACAGUCAUAAUUUUCAGUCCUCAGCUUCACAAACCCAUGUACUUCUUUCUAGCCAAUCUGGCAUUCCAAGACCUUGGCUCCAUAUCUGUUUCAGUCCCCAAAACCUUGGCAAAUUACCUGAUGGACACCAAGACCAUUUCAUACAAUGGAUGUAUCUGCCAGGUUUUCUACCUUUUCUUCUUCACUGUAUCUCAUUUUUUCCUCCUUGGCAUCAUGGCAUAUGACCGCUACUUUGCUAUCUGCAAUCCUCUACACUAUGAGACUGUGAUGAACAGGAAAGCCUGUGUCAAAAUGGCAAUCAGUGCAUGGAUUACUGGGCUUAUCUAUUCCACAGUAUAUACUGGCAGUACAUUCACAAUUGAGUUCUGUUCUAAUGACAUCAAUCAGUUUUUCUGUGAAAUUCCACAGUUAUUCAAAAUUGCUUGCUCUGACUCACAUCUCAUCGCAUUUUGGGUUAUUUGUGUCGGUGACGCUCUGGCCUUUAUCUACCUUGCUUUAAUAGCUUAUUCAUAUGUUAAAAUUUUCAGUGCAGUUCUAAAAAUUCCUUCUGCCCAGGGAAAGGAAAAAGUCUUCUCAACUUGCUUGCCACAUCUUAUUGUAAUAUCUUUAUAUUUUGUUAGCGGUUCAUUUGUCUAUCUGAAGCAAAGUUCUGUGUCACUAUCAUCAAGUAACACAGAGUUUUUUGAUCUUGUUCCUACUAUGUUCUAUUGCAUGUUUCCACCAGUUAUGAACCCAUUAAUCUAUAGCAUUAGGAAUAAGGAAUUGAAAACAGCAUUUUGGAAGUUGAAUGCAAAUCUCUUCUCCCAAUUCUUCCCCAAUUUCUAAUGGCCAGAACAUGGAUUACCUUUAUAUUUCCAUCAAAAACCCUCUAAAUAAUUUCUAAACAUUUAUUAUACAUAAAUCACUAUUUGCAUACCAAAUGUAAACCUUU
Molecule: messenger RNA, 1609 nt
Organism: Lacerta agilis (Sand lizard)
Lineage: Eukaryota; Metazoa; Chordata; Lepidosauria; Squamata; Lacertidae
Product: olfactory receptor 14A16-like
Exons: 2
Coding region: 487-1503 (338 amino acids)
Biological process (GO): G protein-coupled receptor signaling pathway
Cellular component (GO): membrane
Molecular function (GO): G protein-coupled receptor activity; olfactory receptor activity
Source: RefSeq, a predicted model, not a curated record